Manihot esculenta (cassava) is the source of this 567-nucleotide messenger RNA. RefSeq lists its product as uncharacterized. The record is from RefSeq and is a predicted model, not a curated record. Gene Ontology annotation, molecular function: nucleic acid binding; RNA-DNA hybrid ribonuclease activity. The transcript is spliced from 2 exons. Lineage: Eukaryota; Viridiplantae; Streptophyta; Magnoliopsida; Malpighiales; Euphorbiaceae. The coding region runs from base 1 to 567 and encodes 188 amino acids.
AUGUACAGUAUUUGCAACAGGGAAGUAGAAUCCCCUAUGCAUGCUUUGCGUGAUUGCAACUUAGCUAAAUCCUUGUGGACUAAAUUUCUCUUUGUGGAAGCAGGAACCAAACUUUUUGACACACAACUUCAAGUGAAGGACUGGAUAAUGCGCAACAUUGAAAGCAAUCAAGUGCAAGUCAAAGAAAUCAACUGGCUGAAGGAGUUCCAAGCUGCUAUAUCCAAAGUGCCAAGCCUCUUGGUGGAGGACAGUGACAACAUUACAUGCAUGGUUUGGAAGCCACUAGAAGUAGGCAGCCUAAAAAUCAACAAGGAUGGGUCUUGGAGAAGAGCUUCUCGAAGAGGGUUUGGAGGUGGCCUCGUCAGAGACUCCAAAGAUGACUGGAUUCAAGGCUUCAUAGCAUCCUUUAGACACACAAGAAUUAUGAGAGCAAAAGUGUGGGCUAUCUUUGAAGGAUUGAAAUUGGGCCAAACUCUACCGGCUAAGAAAAUUAUUCUGGAAACAAAUUCAGUGGAAGAUUUAGAGAUCAUCACUAGCAAAGUGCAAAUAUCAGCUGAGCUUGAAUAA